Molecule: messenger RNA, 1155 nt
Organism: Orbilia oligospora ATCC 24927
Lineage: Eukaryota; Fungi; Ascomycota; Orbiliomycetes; Orbiliales; Orbiliaceae
Exons: 3
Coding region: 1-1155 (384 amino acids)
Biological process (GO): protein folding
Molecular function (GO): Hsp90 protein binding
Source: RefSeq, a predicted model, not a curated record
AUGGCUACCACUUUGAACGACGAUACGGCUACUUCGACUUCUACCAUGGAUUCGGCACCGACAAUCUGCGACGCCUUACAAUAUGGCCCAUUAAGACCUCCAGUGCAGUCACAAAAGAACGAGUUUACUGCGCAAGACUUGUCUCAGCUUCCACUAUUCAUGAGUUCUCUCGAUGAUGUACCUGAGGGGACCAAUGAUGCUAUAGAAGCAUUGAAAGCUCUGGCUUAUGAGGGGGAACCUCACGAGAUAGCGGAGAAUUUUCGGCAGCAAGGUAACGAAUCAUACCGGUCUAAGUACUGGAGGGACGCGAUUGAAUUCUAUACAAAAGCAUUGGCUAUAGGCUGUAAUGUUGAUGAGAUCAACGGUGCCUGUUAUUCGAAUCGAGCUGCUUGUAACCUCGAGCUGCGAAACUAUCGAAAGACCAAUUUAGAUUGUGCUGAGGCUCUAAGAUUAAAUCCUCGGAAUAUUAAGGCGCUAUAUCGAUCAGCACGGGCGUGUCUUGCCUUAGACAAGAUUUCAGAAGCAGAGGAUUGUGUGCAACGUGGCCUUGCCAUCGAUAAGAGUAACAGCUCCUUUAAAGCAAUUGACGAGAAGAUAUCCAGCCGGAAGAGUGUCCUUGCAAGAUUGCAACAGACUAGCCAAGAACGAGAGCGAUUGUCAAAAAUGAAAGAAGCUGCGCUGAAAAGAGCACUGGAAGCACGCCAUGUGAUACAAAGAAUAACCUCUGCGCGGCAUCUUGAUCUAUCCGAAGAUGCCACAGUGCAGCUUCAGGAUCCACUGGAUCCCCAGUCUGAUUUGUGUUUCCCCGUGGUAGUUCUUUACCCGCUACAUCUUCAAUCCGAUUUCAUCAAGUCACUGUCAGAGAAUGAGACUAUUGGCUCCCAGCUUGAAGGCAUUCUUUCACCAUCGAAUUUACCGGAGUGGGACAAGGAAAGUGAAUACGCAUAUCCGGGUGUGGAUGUGCUUGUCGAGAAGAAGAAAUACGACAUGCACGGGAGACCUAGUCUAAGCAAAAUUGGACCGAAGACUUCAUUAAGGAAAGUGCUCACUGAGGGAAAGUUGGAGUUAAUAGAUGGCAUCCUGACUGUUUUAGUCGUGCCAAAGCCCCGAUUAGCGGAAUUUGUCAAAAGCUGGAAAGAAGAUAAUCCGAAUUGA